This is a messenger RNA of Entrophospora candida, 1369 nucleotides long. NCBI's taxonomy places the organism in Eukaryota, Fungi, Glomeromycota, Glomeromycetes, Entrophosporales, Entrophosporaceae. The record is from the annotation of a GenBank genome assembly.
AUGGAAAAUAGUGAUAAAAGCAACAACGAAAACAACAAUACUGUUGCUCAAGAAAAAGAACAACAACAAUCUCUUGUUGUUUCAACCGCGGUUCAUAAUAAUAAUAACAUCAUUUUACCUACAAUCCUUGAAAAUGACGAUAACGAAAAUCUGUUAACCACUAUUGUUCAAUCACCAACUGAAUUACUUCCUCCUCAAAAAACUCUUACAACCACCAUAAUAGAAUACAGAAAUAGUUCUAAUAAUUUAUCACCUAAUAUCUCCUCUCAUACAGUAAUAGCAACACUUUUAACUACAUCACAUCCUAAUAGUAGAUCAAAUAGUCCAAGCAGUAAUAAUAAUAAUCAUAGUAGUAGUAUAUUGCCCUCUACUUCACACUCACCAAAUAUACCUGAUAAUAAUAGACUUUCUACACAUGAUAAUGUUUCACCAACUUCAUCACAAGGAUCACUUACACCUUCAAAUACUAGAAGCAGAUCAAAUACACCAGACAUUAAUCAUAAUAAUAAUUCUAAUCAUGGUAAUGGUAGUAGUGGCACAGCACCCAUUAUAAGUAAAGUUAGCCAAUCGUUACAAACAAAUGAUGACUUGCCUGAAAUGAAACCUAUCAAAGAACCACUUACAAGCAGUAAUUUUAUUCACAUAGGAAUUCCAGCAGAAAUUAAUUUUCCAAGUGCAAACAUUAAAGAAACAAUUGUUGGGGUAUUUCAUAUUUUUAAUCCUAAAGAUAAUCCGGUAUCAUGGAGCCUUAAACCAGCUUCAGUUGCCACAUUUCGGCGAUUGGGGACAUCAACAACAGCAGCAAUCAAAUUAGAUGAAGAAGUUUUUUCAGUCAGGAGACCAUCAGGAUACUUGAAAGCAAAAAAUGCAGUAAGGGUAGAUGUUCAUUUUCUUCCAACAGGUGUUGGUACAUAUAUGCAAACAUUUGUUUUGGAGGAUGCAGCAGAUGGUGAAGCAACAAGUGCAGUCGGAAUGAAAUUUCAAGGAAUUGCAACAGAGAAUACAUUCAGCACACUUCUACAAAAAAAAAGGUUACCAAGAAAAGAGUUGAAAUUUGAAGUUGAAGGAACAGAGUUGAAAAUGCCACCAACCAGAAUAGGAAGGCAGAGAACAAUGGGAAUAAAAAUCAUAAAUGUAUCAAAAGAAUCAAUAAGACUUAAUUGUAAAUGUGAAACUAUAUCUGGACCUGGAGGAAAAUUUGUUUUAUCAAUUGCUAUGAAUACCGUAAUAGUAAAAGCUGAUGGGUUUGCAGUAAUUCUUGUACGUUUCCAACCAAAAACAUCUGGAGAAGUUAAAGGUGUAGUGACAAUACAAUCACUUGGAAGUGCAGAGGUUAAGGUGGAUGUUAUUGCAAAAGGAAUCAGAGAAA